UUUGGCGGGCUUCACCUAAGCCCCCGCCGUCAGCCCCUGGCCAGUCGUUUCUGUUCGCCUGCGAGGGGUGCUGCUCUUGUGUGAGAUUCUGAGGAGGCUUAUCUCGCAAAUUUGAAGUAAUCAAUACAGUGUUGCCUAUUAAAAUACAGCACAGAAAUGAAAAGGAGUUUAUCUGACACUUCAACUCGCACCACAGCAGGUUGUCUGCCUGUACCUCUGUUCAAUCAGAAAAAAAGAAAUAGACAGCCCCUCACUUCAAAUCCACUUAAAAAUGAGACAGGCUGGGGAACUGCAAACGCAGAAGUAGCUGAACUACAGAAAGCAGUGAACGAUGGCCGAGGAGAACGUGAGAUGGCUCUUUCUCUUAUGAAACCACCAAAUGCAUCAAAUUCUAAUUUAGCAAAUGCUGGCAAAAACUUCUAUGUCUGCAGGGCAGAAGAGAAGACUCCUAGUACUAAAGUUUGGAACAGAAAUGAGUAUACUCCUCUAAGUAACAGAACAGAUUUAAUAUCUGAUAGUGGAACUAUUCGAAAGUUUGAGAACCCUUCAAAUACUUUGAAAACUGUUCAGCAGCAAAAAAAACCUGAUAACUGUAAUUCACCUCAGCAUAUCAAAACAAGAGCAACUAACCAACCACAUGCACGUACAGGACAAUGGCCAGUGAAACCUAACACUGUACCAAGAAGUCUUCAGGAUCAUGGUCUGGCACAUAAAUUUAACUGCAACAGUCAGCAAAGUAACAUGAAUGAAAAACAAUUUGAUUGUGUUCCAGAAGACAAAAUUCAGGAGGUUUCAUCAACUGAAUUAAAACGUAAAGAAAAAAGGAAUUCUUUGCGAAUCAUAUCUGCAGUCAUUGAAAGUAUGAAGCACUGGAGUCAAUAUGCUUACAAAACUGUACUAUUAUUUGAAGUUUUAGGCACACUUGAUUCUGCAGUCACAUCUGGAGCAUAUGGAGCAAAGAAUUUUCUUUUGAGAGAUGGAAAGGAGAGUCUGCCUUGUGUUUUUUAUGAAAUUGACAUUAUCACCUGAGUUCUCACAGGCCACCACCAAAUGUCACAGCCACUGCUGAAUGCAAGUCAGUUUAUAGUCAAGUCCACGUGCACUGAUUCAGCUGUAAGUCACUUUUAAUUUCUGCUUUCUAACCUUCUGCCCUGCCAAAAGUUACAGUCUCACUCUCUUCCUCUCUUGUCCUCUGUACUUCACUGGUGUCCUGCAGCCAGAUGGUAACUGACAGUUUCUCCUCUGAAGGGUUUGCUGAACAAGGCAGUACCCCUGGGCUGUGCUCUUGUUCCCUGUUGCAGACCCAAGGCUUUAAAAAUGUUUUCCUCUUAAAAAAAAAAAAAAGCUACCUGAGUUUGUUAAUUUCUAAAUAAAAUAACUUUAUUAUCAGGAACAGGUUAUCAUUAGAGUCCUUUUUAUGGAAAACAGAGCAUUCUAUACAAAAAGUUGUAAAUUAUAAUUGGAAAUAAUACUGAGUUAAUAUCACUGCUACUCAGGGAAAAGCAGCAUUUUCUGCUAUUUUAAAAUACAAUAAAUUUUAAUUUUUUGUCAUUGCACAGGUUCAAUCAUUUUAUUAAUCUUCUGAAGUACUAUUUAAGUAUUUAAAUCAAUCACAAUGUGUUUUCCUGUUAAUUUUAAACCAGACAAACCAAAGUAAUGCAGUUCUCUAGAGUAUGUGCAGAGGGCACUAAUGUACAACUGUCUUAAAUACCAUGCACAAAAAAAUGGCUAUUUCCAUUUCCACUUCUUUCCCCAAGACUGCUGGAGUUUUCAAGAUAUGAAACAAUUUAACAGCUUUCUGUAUCAUGAGGCAGGAGUGUGAAAACUUGGUUAAGAUUAUGUGUAUCCUUCCAUACAAAUGUUUAAACUCUGAAAAGAAUUGGAGAUGAAAAUCCAGAAAUGGUCCACAGAUAUAAGGGUCAAAAAGAACCAUGUAGGGGGUAUUGUUUUAUUUUAUUGUAUUUGUUAAUGUGUUUAAAUGAUGUGUAACAAUGAUUACUAGUAGUAAAAUACGCUGUGUGCCUGAAUUAUCUUCCUGGAAUUACCUGCUGUAAGAAGAUUAUUUGGUCUUAGAAGUUCUUUUUGCUUACUUGCUUACUUUAGGAGUAAAUUAUAUUCCUGAUACUUGUAACUAUGAUGGUUUAAUUGCAAGAGUGUAGGACUUCUCAUCAAUCAUGAGAGUUAGGGCUGAAUCGUAUGCCAGUAAGAGUAUUCUUCCAAAUGUGUUACAGAUUACUUUACCAUCUUAUCUAUUCUUGGAACAUUUUUAUUGACAAAACUUAAUCUACCAAAGCAGCUGUACUUUCUCACUCAUCUCAUCAAGGAGUUUCCUCUUACUUAUAAUCCAUUUUCUCUCUCCUUAAAGCUGGCAAUUCUUAGGCACACUCAGCUGACUUUGAGUAACAUUUCCUCAGGUUUAUACAGUGUUCUCUAAUAAUUUUAUUAGCUUCUCUUAAGCUUUUUCUUUAUGUUUAUUUGAUUUUACUAAUAUAAUUUUAAAUAAGAAGGUAGUUGCUGAUCCAAAGCCACAGACACCCUAACACAAAGCCAGAAAUACAGCUAAUAUCUGAGCUGCACUGAGAAAAACCUUUAACCAGUAAAUCAGCCAGAAAUCUUCAAAGGCAUCAUCUCUUUUCCUACUGCACUGGCUAAGCUACUCUUAGUAAUUUCCAGCAGUCUUCCCUAGCAAGUAUUUUUAUAGCAUGCCUGAAGGGUCACUACAUUUAGGAUAUUUUGUACGUACAUGGUGCAAGUUCCCCUGUACAAAAAUGAAAUAUAUUUAAGUCUUUUCUAACAACUGGAAGCCUUAAGACAAUGCUAAAUAAAAUCCAAGGUCACAAUUGUUGUUCUCCAUGCUAAUAGCUGCACGUGAGUGUACAAGCAGAAACAAGAGGCAUUUUGGGGCUAUCCACAGAUUAGCAAUUUUCUCUGGCUACUUCAGAAGAGGAGGAAUUACCUAGACUAAAUUUGGUGAAAGCUGAAAUACAUCUAAGAUCAGCAGGCCUCAUUUUAAAUGUCAAUUAAGUAUAAAUAAAAUGGUUGGAAAAGUGAUUUAUUAAAGAUAAAACUAAAGCAGACAAAAUCUUGCUGUUAUGGAAACAAAACAUUUGAGGGGUGAGGCAAACAGGGACCACCAUUAAAUGCCAUCCCAGGUGCAAGUCAGGUACCCGUAAUUCAAACUCUUGAAAACAGCCCUAGCAAUUGUUUUCUCCAAAGAAAGCAAAGUGGAGAGAAGGGAAAAGUGAUAAUAAUAUCCAUAUACUUGGUAUCAAAAUGAAGCUGUCCUCCUCUGAAAAAGACCUGGAACUAGUUAUAAUGAUACAGUCACUUCUAACAUAUUACAGUUUAGCUCUUCUCCUUUUUAAAGAAUUAUUUCAUUGGCUUCAUUUCAGUCAAACAUGUUGUGAUUUGAAGAACAUGUAUCAGUCCUGGACUGCUGCCAAAUAAGUAGAUUAUACCAGUUCUUUUUCUAGCUUUUCUAAAUGGUGCAACUCACAAGUUAGCACUUCUCAGCUAUAAAAUAAAUGUGGUUAUAAAGAAAGCUACGUAGCAUGUCUAAAUCCUUUCUUAGCUAACAAAGGAUAUGUACUGGUUUGUACAAUGUUUCAGUCUGUGUAUAAAUAAAUG
Messenger RNA from Cygnus olor (mute swan), 3627 nucleotides. RefSeq names its product spermatogenesis associated 22 (gene SPATA22). Lineage: Eukaryota; Metazoa; Chordata; Aves; Anseriformes; Anatidae. Gene Ontology annotation, biological process: meiotic DNA repair synthesis; regulation of meiotic cell cycle; gamete generation. Bases 157 to 1029 code for a protein of 290 amino acids. The transcript has 9 exons. The record is from RefSeq and is a predicted model, not a curated record.